Eutrema salsugineum is the source of this 1569-nucleotide messenger RNA. RefSeq lists its product as uncharacterized. Lineage: Eukaryota; Viridiplantae; Streptophyta; Magnoliopsida; Brassicales; Brassicaceae. Gene Ontology annotation, molecular function: catalytic activity. The coding region runs from base 1 to 1569 and encodes 522 amino acids. The record is from RefSeq and is a predicted model, not a curated record. The transcript is spliced from 3 exons.
AUGAAUGUACACAGACAGAAGUUUAAGAUCCGAAGUGGUAUAAACGAUGAGGCAAAGCAUUGUCCGCUCAUUAAUUGGAUCAGAUCAAGUCUAAUUUCUUUUGGAGCGAUUUUGGAAACGCACGUGCAGGAACCUAACCUAAACCACAUACUAUAUAAGUUAGGGCCGGAGUGGUCCAUUAUUAGUAACUAUCUGUAUUCUCCUCUUGGUAAAAUCUGGGUUAUCUUCAAGCUUCCUACUAAGGUUAAGUUGUUAACUGUGUCUUUGCAAUCUAUAACCGUUGAGGUCCUUUUGGAGGAUGGUCACAGUUUUAUCUACACGGCUGUCUAUGCAUGUAAUUCUUUGGAGAUCAGGCGAGAGUUAUGGGACUCCCUAAGGGUUUUGUUCUCGUCCCUUCUCUUAUCUUCUCGUCCUUGGCUGGUGAAUGGUGCCUUUAACGAGAUCCUUUAUCCAUCCAAGACCUCCAACUCAGCCAUCUUUAGGUCUUCUUCUGCUAUGAGAGCUUUUGGGGAGUGUCUUGCUGAUGUGGGUCUUUUCGACCUUCUUUUCCAAGGCCCUCGUUUUACCUGGUCCAACCACCAACCCAAAGAUCCCAUCUGCAAGAGAAUUGAUAGGUGUCUUGUCAAUGGCCCUUGGCUGAUGGAGUUUCCUUUGAGCCGUUGUGAAUUUGAAGCCCCGUUAUUUUCGGAUCAUUGCCCGUGUCGCAUCCAGAUUCUCCCCAAGCCGCGUUCUUUUGUUUCUAACUUGGGUGAUCUGUGUUUCAAGCUCAAGCAGCUUAAGCUUCCCUUAAAGUCCUUGUGUAAGGAGAACUAUAGUGAUUUAGAGAAGAGGGUGCUUGCGGCAAAUGAUAUCCUUCUCUCUGCCCAGGUUCUUGCUCUUAACGAUCCCUCGGAAGCAAAUCUACGUGCAAAAAAGGAAGCAAGGGUUUCAUGGGUGUCAUUGCAGCAAGCAGAAGAAAGCAUUCUCGGUAAUAUUAGAGGUCAGUUCUGCCCAGAGCUUCCAGACUUCCUUGAAUCUUUUAACCUUCCAUCCAUCUCGGCGUCUCAGCAAGAGUCUCUUCUUGCACCUGUAACCAAAGAAGUGAUUCAGGACUCUCUUAGAAGAAUUCCCUCUAGUAAAACUCUGGGCCCGGAUGGUCUCACCGCUGAGUUUCUUAGAGCGGCCUGGAGUAUUAUCGGGGAAGAGCUUUCAGCAUCGGUGAUUAACUUUUUCUCCAGUUCCUUCAUGCCUUCGGCUCUCAACUCCACCUCUCUAGUUCUGCUUCCCAAAAGACCUGGUGCUGAAGAAUUAAAAGAUUUUAGACCGAUCUCCUGUCUUAACACGGUCUACAAGCUGAUUACUCGGAUUCUGGCUGAUUGGCUAAAGGAUAUCAUGCCUUCUCUGGUGGAUCUGAAUCAGACAGCUUUUUUCAAGGAUAUGCUCCUCCUGGAGAAUGUAUUGCUUGCCUCUGAGGUAUUAAAUGGAUAUCACCGGGACUCUUCUCCUGGUAAAUUCACCCUGAAGGUGGACAUAUCUAAGGCUUUUGACUCAAUCCAUUGGGACUUCAUUUUGAGCUCUCUUCAGGCGUAA